This is a messenger RNA of Rhinolophus ferrumequinum (greater horseshoe bat), 219 nucleotides long. Its product is annotated as DNA-directed RNA polymerases I, II, and III subunit RPABC4. Gene Ontology annotation, biological process: DNA-templated transcription. The record is from RefSeq and is a predicted model, not a curated record. Gene Ontology annotation, molecular function: zinc ion binding; DNA-directed RNA polymerase activity; DNA binding. The coding region runs from base 43 to 219 and encodes 58 amino acids. The transcript has a single exon. Lineage: Eukaryota; Metazoa; Chordata; Mammalia; Chiroptera; Rhinolophidae. Gene Ontology annotation, cellular component: RNA polymerase III complex; RNA polymerase I complex; RNA polymerase II, core complex.
GCGGUGUGUGAUGAAUUUCUUGGUGCUAAGUGGGGACUAACUAUGGACACCCAGAAGGACAUUCAACCCCCAAAGCAGCAGCCAAUGAUAUAUAUCUGUGGAGAAUGUCACACAGAAAAUGAAAUAAAAUCCAGGGACCCAAUCAGAUGCAGAGAAUGUGGAUACAGAAUAAUGUACAAGAAAAGGACUAAAAGAUUGGUGGUUUUUGAUGCUCGGUGA